ACUAGAGAAAGCCCUCGCACAGAAACGAAGACCCAACACAGCCAUAAAUAAAUAAAUAAAAAUUUAAAAAUCACACCAAUAAUUAAAUAGGUACAAACAGUGCUAAGUGCCCUGGAAUGGGGGGAGGCAGGGAAACCCAGGUUUAGAUGAAUGAGAAUUACAAAGGGGGAGGACAGAAGAAAGAUACAGGAAGGGUUUGGGGGAAUACCUGUCCUUAGGUGGAGGUCACAGGAGGAGACUCGUGAAUUUGAUUUAGGAUGUGUUGAGUUUUAGGGCCUGAGGCACAUCCAGUCUGGAAAAAGGUGGAAAUAUGGAGAAUCUGGGACUCUGGCACCAGGGCUGGGUUGAAGACAGAGGAUACUAAUCACUAAGGAACAGGCUGUGGUUAAACCACAAACAGGGGUAGGCCUCCCCCAAAGAAAGCUACAGAAUGUGAAGCCCGGCAGGCAGAGGAGGAGAAGGGAGGAAAGAAGAAAGUGAUAGGGGUGGUGGUGUCUGCCACCUUGUACCUCCAGCACACAAAACAGGGCUUAGCACAGAAUAGGUGCUCAGUACUUGUCCGCAGGAGGCGGGCCGAGUGAAUGAACGACCCUCUCAGGGCAGCCUUGGUUAAGUCCCUUCCCCUUGGGACCCUCGUUUCCCCUGUAGAAUGGCAGUAGCUGCCACUGUCAGGCGGGCUCAGUCCGCCUUCCGCGCACGCAGGGCCAGCUGGGCGUCGGCGGGCUGCGCCAGUGUCCGCUGGAGGGCGAAAGCACGCCGGGCUGCGGAGAGCGGUGGCCUCACCUCCUCCGCGAUCGCUGGAGAGUGCCCGGGAUGCGCUGGGUGGGAGAGGGCGCGCUGGGGACGAGUCCUGUGCCCAGAGCAGCGCGGACACUGCAGGGAAGCUGAGGUUGGGGUGGGGGGCGGGAGGGGAGGCCCGCGGAGCAGACGGCGCUGGGCGCGCGGUGGGUCCCUGCGGGAGACCCCUCCAGGGUGAGAGUGGGAGGGGCAGGAGUAACCAGGUGAAAAGGAGGGAGAGGUUGGGGAGACGGAUCCGAAAGACUCAGAAACCGCUAGGGACUUUCACCUGGGACCCCGGCAGGGCCCAGGAAGGGCAGGUGCGGAUGCAGGGGGGCGCCGUACGCCUAAGCCAGCAGACUGAAUGACCAGUCACUCCCGCUUGGCCGUCCGCGGGAGCCUGUCUAGGGCACCGCAGAAAAGUCUCGGAGAGCCAGGAGGUGCCAGGGCCCAGACCACUCCUGGAGGGCCCGCCAGAAGCGCUGGAGUCCGUGGGCGCCGCCCGCCUCCGCCCAGAGGCAGAGUUGGGGGCAGGCUUGUCCCACCGACCCCGCGGGAUUGGCCCCGCCCCGGGGCCGCGGGGAGGCCCCACCAUGGGAGGCGGAGUUCCCGCCGCCCCCUCCAACCCCCUGGACUGCGGCCGCUUCUUAAGCCCGUGAAGCUACUGGCUGCCCCUCUCUCGCCUCUCCCGCCAGACUCCCUCUCCGCGAUGGCCUCCGCACUGAGCUAUGUCUCCAAGUUCAAGUCCUUCGUGAUCUUGUUCGUCACCCCGAUUCUGCUGCUGCCACUCAUCAUUCUGAUGCCCGCCAAGUUUGUCAGGUGUGCCUAUGUCAUCAUCCUCAUGGCGAUUUACUGGUGCACAGAAGUCAUCCCUCUGGCUGUCACUGCCCUCAUGCCUGCCUUGUUUUUCCCGCUCUUCAAAAUUCUGGACUCCAAACAGGUGUGCGUCCAGUACAUGAAGGACACCAACAUGCUGUUCCUGGGUGGCCUCAUCGUGGCUGUGGCCGUGGAGCACUGGAACCUGCAUAAGAGGAUCGCCCUGCGCACGCUCCUCUGGGUGGGGGCCAAGCCUGCCCAGCUGAUGCUGGGCUUCAUGGGCGUCACGGCCUUUCUCUCCAUGUGGAUCAGCAACACGGCCACCACGGCCAUGAUGGUGCCCCUUGUGGAGGCCGUGCUGCGGCAGAUGGAGGCCAUGAGCGCAGCCACCGAGGCCAGCCUCGGGGCUCUGGAGCUGGCAGACAAGGGCAAGGCCGGCGAGCUGCCAGGGAGCCAAGAGAAUUUUGAAGGUCCCUCCAUGAGGCAGCGGGAGGUCGACAGGAAGAACAUAUGCAAGGCCAUGACCCUGUGCGUGUGCUACGCAGCCAGCAUCGGAGGCACUGCCACCCUGACCGGCACGGGACCCAACGUGGUGCUCCUGGGACAGAUGCAAGAAUUGUUUCCUGACAGCAAAGACGUCGUGAACUUCGCCUCUUGGUUUGGAUUUGCCUUCCCUAAUAUGCUGAUCAUGCUGCUGCUCUCCUGGCUGUGGCUCCGGUGUACUUAUAUGAGAUUCAAUAUUAAAGAGUCCUGGGGCUGCGGGCUGGAGAAGAAGAGUGAGGAGAAGGCUGCCCACGAGGUGCUGUGGGCGGAGUACAGGAAGCUGGGGCCCCUCUCCUUCGCUGAGGUCAACGUCCUACUCUGCUUCUUCCUGCUGGUCGGCCUGUGGUUCUCCCGGGACCCCGGCUUCAUGCCCGGCUGGCUGUCAAUCACCUGGGUGGAGGGCAAGACAAAGUAUGCCUCCGAUGCCACAGUGGCCAUCUUUGUGGCCAUCUUGCUAUUCAUUGUGCCUUCACAGAAGCCCAAGUUCAACUUCUGCAGCCAGACUGAGGAAGAAAUGAAAACACCAUUUUAUCCACCUCCGCUGCUGAAUUGGAAGGUGGCCCAGGAGAAAGUACCCUGGGGCAUCGUGCUGCUCCUGGGGGGUGGCUUUGCUCUGGCUAAAGGAUGCGAGGCCUCGGGGCUGUCAGAAUGGAUGGGGAAGCAGAUGGAGCCCUUGCAUGCUGUGUCCCCAGCAGCCAUCACCUUGAUCUUGUCCACACUCAUUGCUGUGCUCACAGAAUGCACAAGCAACGUGGCUACCACCACCCUGUUCCUGCCCAUCUUUGCCUCCAUGUCACGUUCCAUUGGCCUCAACCCGCUGUACAUCAUGAUCCCCUGUACCCUGACUUCAUCCUUUGCCUUCAUGUUGCCUGUGGCCACCCCACCUAAUGCCAUCGUGUUUUCCUAUGGACACCUCAAGGUUUCCGACAUGAUGAAAACAGGACUAAUAAUGAACGUCAUUGGAAUCACCUGUGUAUUUUUGGCCGUCAACACCUGGGGACGGGUCAUAUUUGACUUGGACAGUUUCCCUGACUGGGCUAAUGUGACAGCACAUUGAGACUUAGAAAGAGCCGCAAGACCACGCCCAAGGCCCCUGCCCUCCUGAGGACACCCGAACCUUCCAGUAAAACUCAUAGCAGAGCUUUGGGGUUCAUGCCCCAAGGUGACCCCAUGAUGCCCACACCCCACGGAGACCCAGCCAACGGGCCACCUCUUCCUCCAAGCCUGGGGUCUCAGCUGGGGAUGGGUGUCUGGAGGACAGGCUCGGAAGUGAAGGGAGCCUCCCAUAAGGCUGCUGGCGCCCAUCUUUCCUGGGGGCCUGCCAUCAUCUCUGGGACAGGCAGGGUCCCACCCCCACUAAGCCUCGAGCUGGCCCCAUGGCUGGGCUCUGGUGUUCUCUCGUCAUCCAAAUGGCAACCAGAUCCCAGCUCUGGAGGUGAGAAAACAACCUUCCAGAGCCUGUGUCUCUCCCAGCUUACCUCGGGCUGCCUCAGAUCCCUCCUGUCACUCGGAAGGGACAACCCAGCCUGGGGACAAAAUGUCUGGUCCUGGGAAGCUUUCCACUGCUGGAGCGAGUGGGAAUCAGAGCCUCCUGGGACCACCAGGAGUAUGGUGCCACCCCCAAAGGAUGAGGAAUUUGAGUCGAUAACUUCCGGACGACACCACCUGCAGCACCCCACUGACAGUUCACUGCUCCAUUUGAACUGACAGUUUGGACCCCCUUCCCAGCUCUGUGGGGCACCUCCUUCAGCUCCUAGGCCCCUCUAAUGUCUGGCCGACAUUUGCUGGAAUCCGCCCCUUUUGUCCCAGGCAGGUCAGUUUGGCUCUUCCGGGAGAUGCUUUUCCUGCCCCACGACAGCUGGGAUCACACUCCAAGUAUGGGCAGUGAUGGCCUCCUUUGGGGCCACAGGCGGAGGUCUAGGUCCUCCCUCACCUGCAGACCCAGAGGGAAUACCUGUUAACCGCCAAAAGCAGGGUUCCUUUAGGGUUUGUCUGUCAUGCCAGAGUUUGGGCACCUCUGGGGAAAGCCUCCCUCUGCUGACUGGUCUUGGCAGUCUAGCCUGCUGCUGACAGAGCAUCGUUGAGAACAAGCAGUGCCCGGCGGUCCCUAAGCAGACAGCCCCUGCCCAUGAGUGAAUCUCCCUGAAGCUGCUAGACAGACUCCAGAGUGGUCUGGGAACCCUCAGAACAACCUGUGAGAGACACAUGAGAGAAUCCUAUCCUCCUACCACCAACCCAAUUUCCCUUCCUUCUUGUGCUGCUCCAUUGAUGGUAUUUUUCAGAGCAGGAGAAAGUAUGGGAACCCAAGGAACCCCCAUGCCCCACCCGAGGACCAAGCAUACGCCAUCUGGUUCCUGGGUGGGACGAUGUCUGAGCGCCCAGUCUGUCUCCCACGGAAGGUGCACGGCGCUGUCUCUGGCUUUCUGCUGUGUGUAGGGUGGGGGUGGGCAGGCAGGUGGAUGAAUGAACACUUACUGCCCACCUCCAGUGUGCCAGGCCUCCCCGGCCCUGGUGCAUCAGACAGUUAUCUCAUUCAGUCUUUGCAGCAGCCUGUGAGAUAGGCAGACAUUAUUAACCUCCUCUGUCUUUCAUUAAUACUGGGGCUCAGAGAGGCCAGGCCAUGUCCAAAGUCACACAUCAAGUUAGUGGUGGCUAAGGUUCCAAUAUGGAUCUUCUGCUGCCAUGUCCACUGCUGCUUCCUCUAGCCAUUAAGGGCCUUGGCCUUACAGGGACGGUAGGGAAAGGUGGGUGGCCAAGAGCACAUCUACCCCAAGGCCCUGCCUGCUCAGGGAUCAUUCACAAGAGCCCUUUCUGCUGCCUCCUCUGCGAUGGGCUUAGGUCAGUCCAGGAACAGACAGGGCUGGUCUUUGCCCAGAGAAAUAAAGCCUUUGGUUGGAGAGAGCAGUAUGGAAAUGGCUACCUGCUCCCCUGCCAAGAUAAAACCGACCCACCCCUCUAUCACUACUCCCUACACUGCCGCUGUUGAUGUGUCUGCCCCACCAGUGAGGGCUCCCAAGGACUUGCACUCCCUGCUGGGUCCAGUGCUAGCCCUAUGGCUAAUCCACAGCACACCACCACAAGUGUGACUGGUAAAUUAAUGAUUGAUCAGUGUUGUCAAUCAGAUGUAUGCCUGGUGGUAGUGAGCAAGGUCAGUGAAGGUCAUCCAACGUGGGCAAUGAAGGAUGAGUAGGACUGGCCAGGCUGAUGGGGGAGGAUGUCGUGGGGUGGGUGGAAGGGUGGGGGGAUUCCAUCUGGUUGAGGAAUGACAAGAAAGCUGGGCGGGGGUUCAGGAGACCAGAUCCGAAGGUUGAGGAGGCUGACCAAAGGCUGUUUCUAAACAGCGUCUUUUGAAGUUGGCUGGAGCUGCACUAACAUUUAUGGCCAGUGCAGAUCAGGAUUGCUUUCGGCUGCAAGUAGGAGAAAACCUAGCUAACAGCGGCUUAAAUCAUAAGGGCAUUUAAUAUCUACUUAACAAGAAGUCUGGAGGUAGACGGUUGCUGGCACUGGUCCAGCAGCUAUCUCGGGCCACCGAAGACUUGGGAUUGAUCGCCCACUUGGCUAUCUUAAGGGUGCUAUGCCUUUGCUGUCAUGCUUGACCCUCAUUAUACACAUCUGCAUUGAAGGCAGGAAGGAAGGUGUGCGAGAUGGGGGCAUGAUGGCGCCUACUGCAUCUUUCCCUUUCAUUAGAAAAGCAAAAGCUCUCUCAAAAGGCCCUACAAUCUUCCCUUUAUGUCUUGUUGGCCAGAACUAGAUCAUAUGCCCACCCUUAGGCCAAUCACUGACAAAGGGGAAUUGGAAUACCAUGAGACCAAUUAGGACUCAUUUCUUGGGCUUGGGAAAUUGGCCUAUGUUUCCUGAAAUCAAGAGGUUUUCACCUACUACAAAAUAUGGCUUCCAGCAGGGGAAGAAAAGGGGGAGCGGCUGGGUAGGUGAUGAACCAGGGUCUGCUAUUAUGACCCUGUCAGAGGGCUGCCCUCACUCCAGGCUACUUGAGUGGCUCCCUUUCCAUGGAAUUCAGUAGAAACACAUUCCUAGGUAGGAAGAGAGUAUGUGUUUGGUCAAGG
Molecule: messenger RNA, 6200 nt
Organism: Aethalodelphis obliquidens (Pacific white-sided dolphin)
Lineage: Eukaryota; Metazoa; Chordata; Mammalia; Artiodactyla; Delphinidae
Gene: SLC13A5
Product: solute carrier family 13 member 5
Exons: 12
Coding region: 1142-3193 (683 amino acids)
Biological process (GO): succinate transport; fumarate transport; oxaloacetate transport
Cellular component (GO): plasma membrane
Molecular function (GO): succinate transmembrane transporter activity; citrate transmembrane transporter activity; sodium:dicarboxylate symporter activity
Source: RefSeq, a predicted model, not a curated record